UUUGGAGAUGGGUUGGUCUUUGGAGUGAUGUCACCUCACUCCUGCAUGGGCAUCCAUGCUAACAGCAGAGUGCGUCUCCCGUGCGUCUUCAAAAGGAUGCUGUUCUCCAAGAACGCAAAAGCAGCAUUACACAUGGCGGUGUGACAGCAGAGGAAUGACUCCUCAGAUAUUUCCUGAACUCCAUGUGGCCAUCGGGACUAUUUGCGGUGAAAGGUUUGCUAUUUGAAGGGAUACAUUUGUGCAGGUACGGAGUCUUUUGUGGGCUACACGGCGUUUACCGACCAGAAGAGUUACGCGUAACGUAGCUGCACGCGUUAGUGGAGGGCAGCUCUGCGCACCCAGUCGUAGUUGUUUUGAAUAAGAAAAGGGUGCAAAACAGCAAACAUGGUACGAAAGGACGCACUGGAGCCAGAAUGGAUUUAACCCAGUUAAACCUGUUGGUGGAAAACGUUUCCAAGGAUGAGAACACCACGGACGCACCGCUUGCCUUGCCACACACGGAGGCAGCCACGGCGCUCAUCAUCCUGGUAGUUACUGUGAUCAUUUCGGUGACUAUUGUUGGUAAUGUGUUGGUGAUUGUCGCAGUGCUGACCAGCCGGGCUCUCCGUGCGCCCCAGAAUCUUUUUCUGGUCUCUCUGGCCUCAGCGGACAUCCUAGUGGCCACGCUGGUCAUCCCCUUCUCCCUCGCCAAUGAGGUCAUGGGCUACUGGUACUUUGGAAGUACUUGGUGCGCCUUCUAUCUCGCUUUGGACGUGUUGUUCUGCACCUCAUCCAUUGUACACCUGUGCGCCAUCAGUCUGGACCGCUACUGGUCGGUGACAAAAGCGGUCAGUUACAACCUAAAACGGACACCUAAGCGCAUCAAAUCCAUGAUCGCCGUAGUGUGGAUAAUAUCUGCUGUCAUCUCGUUCCCUCCUCUUCUCAUGACCAAACAUAAUGAACGGGAGUGCCUGCUAAACGAUGAGACCUGGUACAUCCUCUCGUCCUGCCUGGUGUCCUUCUUCGCUCCAGGUCUCAUCAUGAUUCUGGUUUACUGUAAAAUAUAUAAAGUGGCCAAGCAGCGCUCCUCCACCGUAUUCGUGGCCAAGAACGGCCUGGAGAGGCAGCCCUCUCAGUCCGAGACCUGUUUCGUCAGGAAGGACCGCUUCGAGAUGGAGAGCCCCAGCAGCCAGAGCUCCGGCAGCCACCAGCAGAGGCAAGGAGAGCUGGAUGACAUCGACCUGGAGGAGAGCUGCUGUCCGUCGGAUACGAAACCCCGCAAUCAUCGCUUCACCAAGCGGAGAAAGGUGGAGGGGUCGGACUGCUGCCCUCCUCAGAACUGCCGCCUGUCCUGGGCUUCAGCCAGGGCGUUACAGCUCUACCCGGAGCAGAAGAACCCAGCCAGGCGACAACAGCUGGCCGCGGCCAAUAAAACUAAAGUGGCCCAGAUGCGGGAGAAACGCUUCACUUUCGUGCUGGCGGUAGUGAUGGGUGUGUUUGUGCUUUGCUGGUUCCCUUUCUUCUUUACUUACACCCUGCACGCUAUCUGCAGAGACAGCUGUUACAUCCCUGGCGCACUUUUCAACCUUUUCUUUUGGAUUGGCUACUGCAACAGUUCUGUGAACCCAAUAAUAUACACGAUUUUCAACAGAGAUUUCAGGAAAUCCUUCCAGAAAAUCAUAUGCAAAACUUCCAAACGUACAUAAUAAUUUUCUGGGACCCAUCUGUUUUUGCCUCUCUCGUUCCACUGUGCUUGGAAGGAAUUUUACUGUAUGAACACAUACUUCAUUGUUGACUGUUUCCUGUCCCCCAAACUCAUUGUAAUGUAACUACAACAGAUAGAAAAAAAUAUGAUCCAGUGUUGUGUUGAAAGUCUAUAAAUAAAAUGUCAAGAUCAGCAAAACAAUAGCGACACAUUUUUAGUGAUUCAGUGUUGUAAAACCUGGUCAGCUACUUAAUGACUUAAUCCCAUUUGGGAUGUGCAAAGUUUUAAUAUAUAGGUUACUGCAUAACAAGUCCUGCAGGCUGGCACCUUUGAGCAAGAAAUCCCAGUAUAUUAGAUCAAUCUUUCAUGCUGCAGCAGCUACUUCAGAGUUGAAUUAAAGUCAUGAAUGCAGCUGGAUUCCAGUGCUGACGGCUGGUUCACAGUGGGUGUUUUUUUUGUUGAGAUGAAUAGAAGAUUAAACUGCACCAUUUCCAAGAUGCGAGCAUGGGGAUAAGCAGGAAAGCCAGUAUCCACUGUGAGUAUGUGUCGUGGAAAGAAAUCCUGUAGAUGAAAUGAUUUAAACCAGGUUCAUGUGAAUGCUGCAUAGUUGAAGUGUUUGGUGAUAUUGCUGGUAAUUCCUAGACAUACGUUUAUCUUUGCUUGCUUCAGUUGAAGUUACAGCGAGGCUAUCAGCUGUUUCUUAUCAGUGAACCCCUAAAAUUACAUAAGAGUCUAAUCUCACAGCCGCUGCCACACCGUCACACCACCUCACACCAGAACAAUGGCCAAACUGAGGCUGAAUCUGUUGGAUAAGUUCAUUUCAAUACCUCACAAUACCUCAGUGUUUUGUAAAUAUUUAAACCCUGUGAGAUCACAAUUCUGGUAGAAGACCUGAUAACAGAGACAUGGGAAAGAGAGCAGAUCUGGGUUACAAGUGUGACUUUCGUUGUGUUGUAAAAUGUGUCUUUUAUCCUUAUUUACAUAAAAUGUCACUGGCAGGGUGAGAAAAGGAAAACUCAGAAGAUUUACCUGCCUGAACGUGUCAGAAGAAGGAUGUUUAUGUGUGACACAACCAAAUGGUCCUGCUCCUUCUGUCUGACAAAAUAACACCUCCUGGCCCACAGUUUUGCAAGCAGAGCUGGACUUUCCUUCAGCAUCAGGUCUCCCAGGUUCAAUAAGAGAGUGUAAUAUCCACAAGCCAAGCCUCAGGGCUGUAAUCCUCUGCUUUAUGAAUCUGUAUCAUCAUAGGGAAAAAAAAAAAUCCACAUAUUAUGGCUAUAAUCUAACUUCCCACCUUUUCAAAAUACACAGAAAUAAUUCACAGCAAGAAGACACAUUCAACCCGUAUGGAAAAGAGCAUAUAAAAGUUUAAGUGAAUUGUUGCAAUAUAUUAUGAAGGUUGAAUGAGAAGUCUUGUGCUUCUCUGGGAAAACUCUGGUUAGUGGUAAGAUGGCUGACCAGCCUAUUGUCUGCAUGGGGGUGCUGGGAGUAAAUACACUAUUUAUAUCCUCUUAGGAAUGUCUUCAAAGCACUCCUCUGGCAGACUGGCGCCCUGCCAAAGAUAAUCACCCCAUCUGAGGGGUGCAGUGCUGAAAAAGAAUAUAAAAAAAUUAAAAUAUAUAUAUAUUUUUAAAAAAAAUAUUGAAGUGUUUUUUUCUGUGAAGUGUGCCCAUAUUAAUGAGGGUGUUAAUAUAUCAUCAAGGGAAGCAAGAAUUAAGGUGGUUACUUCCUCUUCUCUUGAUGUGUUGCAACAAUUUAUUCAUGAACAGAAUUAGCUGGAGAGAAGUGUGAGAAGGGAAGCUGUAUCUCAAAGGGAUUUGCAAACUCUUGAAACAAAUGAAAUGUCUGGACCGAGUCACACUCACAAGGAGUUGUAAAAUUAUCUUUCAUUUUCAUCUUGUGGGGUUACCAGGAAGAGAAGUGAUGCUAAUUGGGACCCGUGUAAGUUUAUGGGAUGCUGUUGUGUUCAUGUUAUUUGUAGCUUAAUUUCUCUAGAGAGCAUGGCCAUUACUCUUAAUACCUGUUAUAUUAUCCGAGGAGGAAAUAUUUAAAUGAACAGUCAUAUGUAAUUUUCUUCCUGAUGCGACUCCCUUGUGAAAUCUCCCUUCCCAAUUCAAUUAUCCUUCUAAUCAACUGCUCCAUUGCAGUGUAAUUUCUCUAGGCAUGUCUCUUCUCACCCUUCAGGUCUGUUGCAUCUUUUGUUUCAGAGUUUAAACUGAUAUGCCUAGCCCAGCAUGGGAUGUUAAAUUAUUUUAAUUUUCACAAAAUACUAAACAUUAGAUGCCUCACAGUCCUUCACUAUUUAUGAGAUAAAGACUAACAAAUAAAAUCUUCAAUUUUUAAUUCAGUUUUCAAUCAAGACAAAAUCAGUGCUGAUUUGCAGGCCUCUCCAAACUGUGCUUCCAUUCACCGAGCCUUUCGUUCAUCCUGUGCUGUAAACAAAGUUGGGGACUAGUUCAGGGACAGAAGUGAGUUGUGGGGACCCUGAACCUCUCAAAUCCUCUUCUAAAGACUUGAUGAGAGCAACAGACCAACUGGACAGAGUCAAAACAUUUCCUGGUGUGGGAAGGGGAAGUUUAAUUCAGGCCCUUUCUUUAGAAGGCAGCAAGAGUGCGAGGGUUGCUUAGGGUUGCUUAGGGUCAGCGAGCAGUGUGGGCAAGGCUGUUUGCAGUCACAAUAAUCACACAAGAUGUGAUUAUAAAUGUUUCAAGAUGGGUGCAAUGCAGAAAAAAAGGAGCCUCUCAGGACAGAAGAGAGAGAGAGAGAGAGAGAGCACUGAGGAGAGCAGUUGCUUGUUGUCCUCUCCUCCAUUACCUUGUUUGUCAGACACAAUGCAGUGUCUGCAGGCAAUUGCUUUUUUCAAUUGUCUCUAACAAGAUAAGGGUUGGAGGCGAGCAAGGCCAAAACUCGCGUCAAUCCCAGGAAACCGCGUACCUGGAGAACUGGAGCCAGUUUGUCAUUAGUGUAAAUCAGCUGGUGUCAUGCUGAAGUGAGGGUGGGACUGAGCUUUCUGUGUCCAGGCAGUUCCAAUAUAUCACCCUGUUUAACACAAACAAACGGGAUAUGACUUGAGGUGUCAAAGGAAAUCAGAACACUGCAGCACUAACUUAAACCUGACACUCAGAUUACUGGUCUCCAGUGUUCAUGCCUUUGCAUGCAAACAUGUGCAGAUGUGUACCCUGUCUGCCUCUUGAUAAACCAAGCAAGUGGACAUACUAUGUCCAAACAGAGUCUGGAAAUUUCUAUUUUGAAAAAUAUUUACCAUAUAUUUGGCAAAAAACUUUGGAUUACUGCACUGCAGAGAUACAGUGCAACAACAUAAGCAACUUUAAAUGUGAAGUAAAAUGCUGUUCUGUAUUUUUCUUGAUGGCAGUUCAUAAAAAGAUUAAAACUAACUAAUUCAUUGUUGUCCGCUUAUCCAAAGCCUCAUAUAGCUUAUUCCUCUGUGCCGCAGAGCCCCACAAAUUUAAAACACAUCAAGGCUGUUGCACAGGAGUGUAUUUUGCAUCACUCCCCACACACACCAUUCUUCUGCCAGAAACUGUCUCACUUGAGCAUAUACUUGGCCAGAAUUGAGGUCCAGGGUGGCAUUUGGUGGCAUCUGGAAUUUGAUCAGCCACUUCAAGUGUCACCCCAUUAUUCCAUAGUAUGACUGGUUACCUGCCCAGUCGGAGACAGGACGUUCGGUUGAACCCACUGUUUGGCGAGUAUUUUUGAAUGUUGUUUUCUUUUGAAUAUAGCCUAUUUUUGGAGGCACACUUUCUGUCUGAGGACAUAUAAAUUAUAAAUAAAGAAUGGAAUUUUUUUAUAUUUGCAUGGCGCCACUUGGUUGUGUUGUUAUUGUUAGGAUUAUUUGGCUUUUAAAUCUUGAGGGAAUAAAUGAAUAAAACAGUCUUCCCUCCAUUUCCACGAGUUGUCUUCAGGAAAGGAUGACUUUAUAUGUCAAAGCUGAGAGCUAAUUCCUGGAGUGUACGAGCAGAGCAACCGUCCUAGCACAACCAGAUGACACCCCAAACUUUCUAUACAUGUGGAUACCAAGAGAUACCACGGAGGUCCAUACGCUCAAGUGCAAAUUGUCAGACAAAAUUUAUUAAGUUAAAAGAAAAUGAACAAAUCAGAAGUGCGUACAGAACAAAAAAGGCUUGGUGUGUGAUCUGACUGAAUGUCUUAUUGUCUUUUUCUUAAUUGGUCGAAAGCUGUUAAAACUGCUGUACUUGUAUCCUACGCUAUCCUACUUAACCAGUUCAUGUCCAGGCACAGUAAUAAGCCCCAAUUCAUUAUAGUGCAGUAUGUCUCAUUAUGCCUCCACACAAUAGCCAUGGCCCGAGCCAGUCUUGUCAAUGUGAUAUAGUAACGCCUUAAGGGAAUUUCUUCAAAUUUGGCCCAAAUGACCUGCUGGACUCGAGAAUUAACUUUGUGAUGAAAUGUCCAGGUUAUUAUAUGAGCUCAGAAAACAUGCUAAUAAUUACAGAUCAAAUUUAACAGAAAAAUGUCUUCUAGGAUAAAAUAAUGAAGUGAUGAUGUUUUAUAUCGAAAAAAAUAAAAGGUUGAUUUUACUGUGACAUCAUCAUUUUCUGCAAAAACACUUUGCUGGGCAUUAUUCAGCUCUAUAACUCAGGAACAGAAGGGGAGAUCAUGACCAUAUUUCAUAUUUGGUCGGAUACUGAAUUGGUGACACUCAUCUUAGGUGUCCACUUUACUCUCACUCAUUUGACCAAAAACUUUUCAAAAAUUAUCAUUAUCAUAAAUACAUACAAAUCAAUACAAAUAAGCUGGUUCAGUAGACACAUUCAACCAAACAUAGUCUGUAAAUCUGACAUCAUUGACAUCACUGUUAAUAAAGUGAUCUAAUUGUGUAAUUGGCCAUUCAAACGCACACAUAUCACCCCUGCAUAAGUCAGUGCCCCACUUGGGCCACUCCAGUUAAAUAAAGUCUGGACACGCCCCUGCUAGCAAGCAACACGUGUAUAAAUCAGCAGCUUUAAAUAGGUCAUUACAAAUGCUUUAUUUGCUCCUGUUUGACUGACAUUUGCUAAAAAUCAGCCCAGCUGUUUCAGUAAAUUCAUUGUCCCUUUUAACAAUGAAACUAUACAUAUAUAUAUAUAUUGACAUGUUUUUAGGGUUAAGUCCACAGUAGGAACAAACAGAAGAGGAAGACAGGAAGACAGGAAACAGGAAAGAAAAUAGAUUUUGAAAAGUAGUGAGAGAUGGACUGAUGUAGUUUUAGGUUUUUCAUAGGAUUUGUUGCCAAAAUUAAGAUAUGGAAUAUUUCCAGCGUCAUCAUUUAAAACUCUUUGAAAAAUGAAAAAAAAAUGUAUGAAAUUAGUUCAGCAAGGUGACUAAACCAAAGUUUCUUAGUUGGUUGACAAAUUAAAUUAUGCUUGGUGGCUAUAACACUUUCACACAAAGGUGAACUUUCUCCUCCUCUUUUGGGGGAUGUGAUAAAUGAUUUCAGAAACUUUCCAUACCCAAAUUUGCAACAAGGAUAAUGUAUCUUCUCCUUUCUUGUUUGGUUGCCUGUCUUGUUGUUUGUUUUCCUACAUUAGAUACAAAAUGGAUACAGAAAUAAAUGGUAGUUAUUCCAAGAGAUAUGUGAAUAAAACAUUGUGCUUCUGUCUGUA
This is a messenger RNA of Scatophagus argus, 7305 nucleotides long. RefSeq names its product adrenergic, alpha-2D-, receptor b (gene adra2db). NCBI's taxonomy places the organism in Eukaryota, Metazoa, Chordata, Actinopteri, Scatophagidae. The coding region runs from base 414 to 1685 and encodes 423 amino acids. The transcript has a single exon. Gene Ontology annotation, biological process: adenylate cyclase-activating adrenergic receptor signaling pathway. Gene Ontology annotation, molecular function: adrenergic receptor activity. Gene Ontology annotation, cellular component: membrane. The record is from RefSeq and is a predicted model, not a curated record.